AUGUCACCCUUGCUACCUUGCAGAUCAAGACUUCUCGACGAAUCGUUCCCUGCAGUGAGUAGAGCUACGAGAUAUUUACCUGAGUUUAUCUUAGAAACCUCGUGCAAAAAUUGUCCACGAGUUAAGAAAACAAAAAACAGUAAAUUUAAAUAUAAGAAAAGAUAUGUUCUAGCCGAAGGAGCCCAUCUUACAAUAACGUGUCCAGAGUCAAACUUGGAAACGCAAGUAAUUUGGAAAAAAGACGGACUUGUCUUGCAUAAAGGAAUAGGACGAUCAUUUCGAGAAAAGGACUCCGAACCCAGCGUCCUGGUAGACACAUUUGCUACAUUGUAUCUUAUAGGUGUUUCAAACGCAGAGGAAGGCAAUUAUACCUGUUACGUUGAAACAAUCAACAUGAUGGAAGUGAAAAUCAUUGUAGUGUCCAAAUCUUUAUUACUAACUCAAGCUUUCUUACGACAUAUGGGUUACUUAGGAUUCAUAUUCCUACUCAGCUCAUUCUGUUACUGCGGAGGACUGAUCAUUGUUUGCAAAGAGAGGGAUAAGUUUAAGAUUAAAGAUUAUAAGGAGAUCGAGGCUCGUGAAAUGCAAAAGAAAACAUUUUUUACAAACAAAGCGUAA
Messenger RNA from Orussus abietinus, 618 nucleotides. RefSeq lists its product as uncharacterized. The record is from RefSeq and is a predicted model, not a curated record. The transcript has 5 exons. The coding region runs from base 1 to 618 and encodes 205 amino acids. Lineage: Eukaryota; Metazoa; Arthropoda; Insecta; Hymenoptera; Orussidae.